This is a messenger RNA of Limulus polyphemus (Atlantic horseshoe crab), 4193 nucleotides long. RefSeq lists its product as uncharacterized. Gene Ontology annotation, biological process: regulation of transcription by RNA polymerase II. Gene Ontology annotation, molecular function: RNA polymerase II cis-regulatory region sequence-specific DNA binding; DNA-binding transcription factor activity, RNA polymerase II-specific. The transcript is spliced from 3 exons. NCBI's taxonomy places the organism in Eukaryota, Metazoa, Arthropoda, Merostomata, Xiphosura, Limulidae. The record is from RefSeq and is a predicted model, not a curated record. Gene Ontology annotation, cellular component: nucleus. The coding region runs from base 565 to 1497 and encodes 310 amino acids.
CUAGAGAAACGGUUGGAAUAAGAAUGUUAACCUUGUGUAACUGAUUGAAUGUUCGAGGGCAAGCUGUAACGUGUGCUCCAUUUCUAAACAGCACGAUAACUAUAUAAUUAGUUUGAUUAUAUAUAAACUCUUGUUGCCUUAGUUUGACAGAUACAUAACACGGUCAUAAUACUAACAGAGAAGGUAUGAUACUAUAGAUAAAAUGAAAACAAUGCUGGAAAGAUAUCUUGUCGCUGACCAAGUAACCGAAAGUUGUUCGUGAAAACCUGUGUUAAUUCAUCGACUGACACUAACAAAAAGGAAUAAAACGUUAAAAGUUAAAACGGGAAAAGACCUUGCAUUAUUUGGUGGUGACGUCACAAGUUCAUGAAGAAAACCUUCCACAUAAAAUAUUACGUAGAUCUAAAGCCACAAACUCCAAGACUUUCGAGGUUUCUGUGUAAGAUAUACUCUUUCAUUUCAUUCUUAUAGGAUGAUCUUCACAUCUCAGAGUUUGAACCAAGAAAAAAAUUAGUUUGUUAAAUAUUUAUAAACGAAAAAACGACUUCUGAUUAUAGCAUAAAAAUGGAAGUUUCAGAUCAUGUGUCAAAUGUUCAACAUACUUAUUGCGAGAACGAUAGUUUUGUGGAGUUGUGUUCAAAAAAUAGAACCUUCAGUGUUCCAGACACGAACUCUCCAGAUAAUAUCAUUUACUCUGAAGCUUUACACCAACCAUCUACCAAAGAAAAGGUAGCCGUGCAAAAACUGACAGAAAAAUAUGAUACUCUUGGCCGGAUCAAUGUAGAGGAGACAGACAAAACUAUCAAUUGUGGUUCUGUCGACGUUGAGGAUAUUCAACAAGACUUAGAGGAUGAAUCUCAAUGUAAUUCCAAUAACUUGUACAGCGAAUUGACCGAACAGGACAUAGCCCAAGUCGAAACGUUUUUUCGUAGUCACAAAACAUUUGUGUUUGUGUGCCAGUGUCUAGCUAAUCUGUAUUUGAGGAAAGCAGAAGGAGAAUGGGAACUAGCCCAGACAGGUGUCCCUGUCCUGCUGUUUGACAAAGGAGAAACGAGAGCAAGAAAUAAACGAAGAUUGAAACUGGUCCUUGCCGAAAAAGGCACAGGUUUUAUUCUUUGGCAUGACGUUAUUGACAAUUUGACGAAUUACCAGGCCCAAGACAAUAGUUUUCACACCUUGUUCCUUUCCACCGAUCAUAGCCAAAUGGGAGGUUUCAGUUUCGAAAACAAAACAGCUGCCAGACAGUUUCACGAACAAGUCGACCUACUGACGUCAGAUCCUCUCAAUAUUUCUUUAUCGGUUCCCAAAGCUAAAGGGAAAAAUGCCAAGAAGAAGCUGGAAAAAAUAAAGUUACCCCAAAAAUGUGACAUUUCUCUCCCUUGCUGUUUCGAACACGUCACGAGUAUUGAUAUCAGAGACAAAGAACAAUUCUAUACGCUGGCGAAUUUGGUGCAAGGGAAAUCCAAAAAGGUGUUUGAGCAAUUUGUUCAUGAGUAAAAAUCAAUUGGGACCAACAAUCCGUUUCGUCAUGACGACCAAAUCAACGUAGAAUGCUCGUACUUAAUUAUUAUUAGUCUAAAAUGUUGACAUUUCACUGAUAUCGUCAAAAUGAUUCCUGACCAGUAUUAGCAGUCGUAUGACGUUUCGUAUGAUGAUUUUUGUAUUGAUUGUGCAAAGUGGAGAAUGACAAUUAGAAUAUUAUGUACAAGUUUGUUAAGAAUCAUUGUGUAUUUGUGAUUUGUUUCUUUCAGAACAUAUGUGAACUGUAGAACGAACCCCAUCUAUAGAAAAACAAACAAAUAAUAUUCGGUAAUAAUAUUCAGAUUUUCUUAUUUUUCGCAAAUUCCUGUUGUUUUAUUUUAAUUUUAAAAGUGGAUUUCAAACAGGCUGCUUUUAUUGAGAAUUUCAAGUAUCGUUUUUAUAAAUUCAAGUUUGAUGCAUAAGCACGUUUUUUGCGAUAGUUAAGUACGUUUACAGAACUAAAAUAGGAUUUAAGUCUCUAGCAAAGUACCUAUUGGAUAUAUUAGUGAAAUAUAAUAACCAGCUUUAGAAUGGGAAUAGGUUUUUUUAAUACGACAAACAACAACUUUUCAACCCCUCUCUCGAGAGAGCGCCAUCUUGAGGUUACAGUUAAGAAAAAUAGGAUUCGUCUGCUUCUCAAGAACUUUUCUAAACAUGCCAAUAAAAAUUAAUUUCAGUUUUUAGUUUAAGACCUUAAGCAAAGUUUGAUCUUUCGGUAUAUAUAUAUUAUUCCUUUACGUUUGCUUUAAUUUUGUACGUGAUUACAACCAUUACAUUCUGCGUACUGUAUAAAUUCUGAACAGAUCUGGAUUUAAAAUAUGAAGAUAUUUUCAGUUAUAUUUUAUUUUUACUGAUUCAACUGGUAAUUAUCGUCAACAAUCAGAUGACAACGUCUUUCUUAAAUGCAGAGCUUGAUUUUAAGCUCAUGUUAUCCUCUAUUUGUCAACAGACUUCUUAUUUACAUACUUCCAUAUCAAUAUUAAUAACACAUAACCCGCUAAUAUGUGUGUUCUAAACGAAAGGCGUCAUCCACACUGGAUAUAACAGAUAUAGUGUGGUUGAAGUAUUGUUAUACACAUUUCUUUACUUCCAAACAUAAGUUCUUAUUAAUAGGUAUAUUCUGAACCUGAAAUUACUAAUAUAUAUAUAUAUGUAGAGCUCAAUGAAUCACAAAAACAAAGAAACAUGACAUUUGUACAUUACAUUCAAUUGACUUCUUUGUUUGGUGACAACGUUAUUUUUAUAUGGAAAACGUGUGUGUGAAAUGACGUGUACACACACACACAGCAAUAUUAAGAUAAAAAAACUAAACUAACGUUUUUCGAAGAUAUUAGAUCCUUUGAAAAUUUUGUUUAAAACUAAUUUCUUCAAAUAUCGGAAUUUUUUUUAAUACCAACAUUUAUGUUCUCUUUCAUUACCAGUUUUUGUAAAUCAUGUUCUCCUUUAAUACCAACUUUCAUGAAUCAUGUUCUCCUUUAAUACCAACUUUCAAGAAUCAUGUUCUCCUUUAAUACCAAUUUUCGUGAAUCAUGUUCUCCUUUAAUACCAACUUUCAAGAAUCAUGUUCCCUUUAAUACCAACUUUCAUGAAUCAUGUUCCUUUUAAUACCAACUUUCAUGGAUCAUGUUCUCCUUUAAUACCAACUUUCAUGAAUCAUGUUCUCCUUUAAUACCAAUUUUCAUGAAUCAUGCACUCCUUUAAUACCAAUUUUCAUGAAUCAUGUUCUCCUUUAAUACCAAUUUUCGUGAAUCAAGUUCUCCUUCUUUUAUAAAAAGAAUACGCGACAACUUUAUGUGGUUAAAAUACGGAGACAAUUUUAUAUUACAUAGUAUGAUUAACUAGUUAAUUAGAUAUGAUUAUCAAGAAAUUUUAUUCAAGUUACUCAAGUUCAAACUUACAGCGAUUCUAAGUUACUUGUGUUUUUAUAAUAACAGACCUUGAAAUCUAAACCAAUAGUGUGAUGAUGGAGAUACUUGAAAUAACAUGAACUUUGUGUCGUCUGAUGCAUUAAGGUUUUAAAAAAAGAGAAAAAAACUGUAAUUAAUUCAUUUUAAAUAUACUGUUUGCUGUCAUUGUAUUGUAUUACAUACAUCUUCUAAAAAUGUGUGUAGUUGAUAUCUAUACAUAUAUGAAUAGAUGCCUUUUAUCCAAGUUAUUUUUUAUUAGUUUAUGAGAUCUUUUAGUACAGAGUCGGGUUUGUUUUUAAGAGACAAAAUCCCAUAUUUUCAUCAAUCUAGCAAUAAGUUUUUUUUUUUUUUUCAUCAAGAACGUAUAACUGCGUUCUACUGUUUCUGUUAAAUAUUUUUAUAUUAUAGAGACAAACAUACUUUGUGUGGCUUUUAUGUCACAAAAAGUUAACUAUGUUGUAGAAUUUUAUACCAGGAACUUUACUGGUUUGUGCCAUGUUUUUUUAUUUUACAUUUAGAUAUGGAAAUGGUGCUUAUUUUGUGAUUUGUACAUAAAUUUACUUAAUUCUAGGUCAAACCUUAACUAAGCCUAUUUCGUCAUGUGAAAAUGUUCAUUAAUAAUUUAACAUUUAACGAUAUCCGGAUAAUUUGUUCACCGAGAAAGACAGGAAGCGCUAAACAUCUGUUUACUUUCUUUUCUAUAACAUUUACACGACCAUCUUCCCAAAUCACCAGGUUUGUAAAUUACAUUCACAAACUACUUAC